This is a messenger RNA of Brassicogethes aeneus, 1275 nucleotides long. The record is from the annotation of a GenBank genome assembly. Lineage: Eukaryota; Metazoa; Arthropoda; Insecta; Coleoptera; Nitidulidae.
ACGUUGAUUAUGGGGGAAUAUUUGAAAUUAAAUAUUUUGGAUAAAAAAUACAACGAUAAGAAUAUUUUUGAAAGUAGAUUGCUUCCAUUCGCAAACAGCGAAUUAAAAUUUUCAAAUCUAAUAAAAGCUGAACUUUUAACACAUGGUGAAGACGUUAAAACGGUUUAUGACUUAACUUUGUCACUAAAUGAGAAAUUUGAUUACUUACCAGGCGAUACAAUUGGAAUUUUAGCUCAAAAUAAUUUAGAUGAGGUUAACAAUUUAUUGGAUCGUUUAAAUUUAACUGGGGUUGCUGAUAAUGAAUAUUGUUUAUCUAUUUUGGAAGGAACAAUCAAGAAAAACCCCACAUUACCUAAGCAUGUACCAAAAAAUGGUAGUAUUCGUAAUAUUUUUGUCAAUAAUAUUGAUAUUAGAACACCACCAAAAAAGCUUUUUCUAAAAAACCUCUUGAUACAUACUUCAGAUUCAAAGGAUUCAGAUUUUUUAAAACACAUUACGUCAACAUUGGGAACACAGGAUUACAUGAAGUUUAUUAAUAAUGAGGGCCGUACUUUGCUAGGGUUAUUAAAUAUAUUAUCAUCAUGUUUACCACCAGUUGAAAUUAUUAUAGAAAAUUCAGUUAAUCUGCAGCCUAGGCCUUAUUCAAUUUCAUCAUCACCGUUAUUGAAUAAUAAAUUAAAUAUAACGUUUUUUGUUACCGAAAUUAGUAAGAAUGUUAAAGGUGUAUGCACAGGGUGGUUGGAAAAUAUUAUUAAGGAUAAAAGUGAUGUUAAAAUUCCAUUUUACUUUAGAAAACCCAAUAAUUUUAGAUUAGCGCUAGAUUUUCAUGUGCCUUUAAUUUUAAUAGGGACUGGGACAGGUAUUGCACCUUUUAUAGGAUUUUUAAAAUCUCUGGAAUUGGGGAAACCUCAACAUUUAGAAGAUAUUUGGUUAUUUCAUGGUUUUAGAUAUACAGACAGAGAUGCUUUGUAUAAAAACGAAAUAAGUGACUAUUGUAAAUCAGUAUUAACUAAAUACUUUGCUUGUUGUUCCAGAGAAGAUAAUAAAGUUUAUGUGCAACAUAAAAUAAAAGAAAAUGGGAAAGGAUUUAUUGAUUUAGUUAUGGUUAAAGGCGCGUCAAUUUUUAUUUGUGGAAAUUUAAAAACUGUCGUAAAAGAUGUAAAAAGUACGAUUUUAAAAUUGUUGGGGACAUAUGGAAAAUUAAAUGAACAAGAUGCCAAGAAUUAUUUGGCUCAAUUGGAAACUAAUAAGAAACUUUUAGUUGACUCCUGGUAA